Molecule: messenger RNA, 447 nt
Organism: Helobdella robusta
Lineage: Eukaryota; Metazoa; Annelida; Clitellata; Rhynchobdellida; Glossiphoniidae
Exons: 2
Coding region: 1-447 (148 amino acids)
Source: RefSeq, a predicted model, not a curated record
AUGUCACGUAUGCCAACUUACUACACCUGGGACAUGAACGAUCCGCUCACAACCAACCAGACGUACGGACAUUCUCUUGAUGCAAUUUCAUCUCAAGAUGGGGACGCUACAUCCAAUUUGAACAGUGAUCGACGAAGCAAAUUACUGCAGCAACUGAAUGCAUCGAAAAACGCUUCUAAGAAAAACAAGUCGGCCCUGGUCGCAAUGGAACCACCUCCCUUCAUCUUCACAUCGGAAGCCACGUCACUCAGGAAGAAAAGUUCGAAAGCUGUCAACGUCGAUUACGUGGCUGGCAGGGUGAACAUUGUGGACAAGAUGGCCGCGACUGUUUUGUUUAAUGAGAAGACGAGGGAGGAGGAUGUGAAGUUGAGAGAGGAAAGGAAGAAGAAGAAAGAAAUUUAUUUGUGGCAUUCCAUGACGGGCUGCUUAGUGCAUUACAAACAAUAA